AACGCACAUUUUGCGAGGCACCCAUGUUACCUUUCUGAGCCGCUCUGCGCGUGCUCUAUAAAGGCGCUAAAGCUUAUAUAGCCUUCAAAAGUAGCUCGUGCUGGAAAGUCUUUUACAGGGCGCAGCGGAAGCUCAUUUAGCCUAGCAUAGCUUCACAUGAACCAGCCAGCACUCCACGGACCUACAUGAUUUUAUAGGGCGGAUGCGACGGUCGUCACAGCGUGCCUUACUGGACCUGCGUGGCAGUGGAUAAUUUUAUUAUUAUUUUUGUAAAUAAAGGAGGACAUGCUGGCGCAUAUAUGUUAGCCUGCUACGGCUAGCUCGUUAGCAGUGUGGCUCACCGGAAAACGGGACCGGCUCGUCAGAAGACUGACAGACAGCAGCCGAGAAUAAAUUGGUGUAUACUUGAAGCAAUGGAUGUUGAAGCUGCCUCUGACCGAAUUUUAUUGGAACCAUAUAAAUACUUGUUGCAGCUGCCAGGAAAGCAAGUGAGGACAAAACUCGCCCAAGCAUUUAACCACUGGCUCAAUGUUCCAGAGGACAAACUGCAGGUGAUCAUCGAGGUGACCGAGAUGCUGCACAAUGCCAGCCUGCUCAUAGACGACAUCGAGGACAGCUCCAAGCUGCGGCGAGGCUUCCCCGUGGCGCACAGCAUCUACGGCGUCCCGUCCGUCAUCAACUCCGCCAACUACGUCUACUUCCUGGGUUUGGAGAAGGUCCUGAUCCUGGAGCACCCUGAGGCCGUGCAGGUGUUCACCCGCCAGCUGCUGGAGCUGCACCGGGGUCAGGGCCUGGACAUCCACUGGAGAGACACCUACACCUGCCCCACAGAGCAGGAGUACCGCAACAUGGUGCUGCAGAAAACCGGCGGCCUGUUCGGCCUGGCCGUAGGUCUGAUGCAGCUCUUCUCAGACUGGAAACAAGACCUGAAACCUCUGCUGGACACGCUGGGCCUGUUCUUUCAGAUCCGAGACGACUACGCCAACCUGAGCUCGCGGGAGUACAGCGAGAACAAGAGCUUCUGCGAGGAUCUGACGGAGGGGAAGUUCUCUUUCCCCACCAUUCACGCCAUAUGGUCGCGUCCAGAGAGCACCCAGGUGCAAAACAUCCUGAGGCAGCGCACAGAGAACAUGGACAUCAAACGGUACUGCGUGGACUACCUGGAGAAGGUGGGCUCGUUCGCCUACACCCGUCAGACUCUGCGAGACCUGGAGGUGGAGGCCUACCGGCUCAUCAAGGAAUUCGGAGGAAAUCCCCAACUGGAGAGCCUGGUCAAACACCUCAGUCAAAUGCAUCACGAAGCCGAAGCGUCGGCCGAGUCGGGCAGCACUCCGCGGCCGAGCCACAACCACUGACCUCCUCUGGCGUUGACCGACUCGGCUUGGCUCACGCACCGAUGCAGACAAACACAUUCCUGAAGAGCUCAACGCACACGCACCAGUCAGACUGCGUUGAGUCAUAAUUAAUCACUCCAGCACCUGAGUUCUGGUGAGAGAGCAGAGCCGCCCCCAACGUUGCCUUUCUCUUCUGUGCCUGGUGGCACUCUUCAAGCGUUACUCAACAGUACACUUCAUUAGUUUUGUAUCCAAGUGCAGCUGUGCAGUCAGUGGAAGAGACAAACUCAAAUAGUUUCAGUUUUUCAUUGUCUGAUAAUUAAAUCUGGCUUAAAAAAAAAGCUUGAAAGCCUUCCUUUUGAUGUGCUUUACAGUGCAUCUUUUUUUUUGUCCUCUUUGCCAUGAAAUAUCAAAUCGUUUUUAAAAUUGAGUUCGGUUUUGUUUUGUUUUUUUUCCCCACCUUUCUUUCCCUGUUAAAAUCAAGACAAGAAUAUUAUGUGUGUUUCAGGGAUGUUUGAUCUUAAAGCCGCCAGAGUGCCAAUCCUGUAGUAAAGACCUCCUCAGCUCAUUGGUCUGCUGGUUACGUAACACGACGGCAUUGUCUGAAACGUAAUGCUCCUAAUGCUCAUUUCAUUUCUUUCGUUGAUGCUUUGGUCUGUUUUGGCCGCUGCACUCCUGUCCCGUUCAGAUUCAGCACAGCUCGUCUCAUCCCCGACGUUUGAUCAGUGCGAUUCUCUUACGUUUGUUUGUUGAAGCCGUGCGGCGCUUUAACCACUUUAUGGAUUUAUUGAAUAAAACUUGAAUAAAAAAAUGAUGGCCAUAUCA
Messenger RNA from Salarias fasciatus (jewelled blenny), 2159 nucleotides. RefSeq names its product geranylgeranyl diphosphate synthase 1 (gene ggps1). Lineage: Eukaryota; Metazoa; Chordata; Actinopteri; Blenniiformes; Blenniidae. Bases 414 to 1355 code for a protein of 313 amino acids. Gene Ontology annotation, molecular function: prenyltransferase activity. The record is from RefSeq and is a predicted model, not a curated record. The transcript has 4 exons. Gene Ontology annotation, biological process: isoprenoid biosynthetic process.